UCCAAUAUGGCCGCGCCCUGGAGAGAAGGGGGGUCUGAGCUGAAACAGUAGUGCAAGCAGGUUUAAUGACAGUUGAGGAGCUGCAGGUCGCAACCGACUUCUUCACAGAGAGACAGAGGAGCGUCUGAGAAAACCUGACACCUCCUCAGCCCUGCCGACAUGAGCAAGGACGGUUUAAUCCUCCCCAAAGACUUCCCCCAGCUCCAAAAUGAUACAUUCCUGCGAGCAGCACGAGGAGAAGAAACUACACAUGUCCCUGUCUGGUGUAUGAGACAGGCCGGAAGAUAUCUACCAGAGUUUCGUGAGUCCAGAGCAGGGAAGGACUUCUUUGAGACAUGUCGGUCACCAGAGGCCUGCUGCGAGCUCACUCUGCAGCCUCUGAGACGUUUUCCUUUCGAUGCUGCCAUCAUCUUCUCUGACAUCCUGGUUAUCCCACAGGCCAUGGGUAUGGAUGUCCAGAUGGUGGCAGGUAAAGGUCCUACAUUCCCAGAGCCCCUGAAAGAGCCAGAAGACCUGCAGCGUCUGCAGACCAAAGUGGACGUGGGGAAAGAGCUGGGCUACGUCUUCAAAGCCAUCACACUGACCAGACACAAGAUAGAGGGCAAAGUGCCGCUCAUAGGAUUCACUGGAGCUCCGUGGACGCUGAUGUCCUACAUGAUAGAAGGCGGGGGCUCAAAGACCUUCUCUAAGUCGAAGCACUGGCUCUUCAGACACCCUGAGGCCAGCCACAUGCUGCUGAGGAUGCUGACAGAUGUGAUAGUGGAGUAUCUGCUGGGACAGGUGGCAGCUGGAGCUCAGGCUCUGCAGGUGUUUGAGUCCCACGCUGGCAUUCUGGCUCCAGAUGAGUUUAAAGAGUUCUCUUUGCCUUACCUUCGAGACAUCGCACGCCGCGUCAAAGAUAAACUAAAGGAGUCAGGACAGGACGUACCCAUGAUUGUGUUUGCAAAGGACGCUCACUACGGUCUAGAGGACCUGUCUCAGUCUAAUUAUGAGGUGGUUGGGCUGGACUGGACCAUUGACCCACAAUCAGCACGGGAGCGCACAGGAGGGAAGGUCAGCCUGCAGGGAAACAUGGACCCCUGUGCACUCUACGCUACAAAGGAGCGCAUUUCGGACAUCGUAAAGAAGAUGCUGGAGGGUUUUGGCACCAGGGGCUACAUCGCCAACCUGGGCCACGGCCUUUACCCCGACAUGGACCCGGAGAACGUGGGCGCCUUCGUCGAAGCUGUGCACCAACACUCUAAACAGAUGAUCAAACAAAUGUGAAGAUGGAUGUGUCUGUGUGAGGGAGUGUAUAAAGCCAAAAAUGCUGAUGAUAGUGAUGGAAAAAUGUACAUUAAUGCAUUAUUUUAUUAAAAACCAAAACAUUUACA
Messenger RNA from Epinephelus lanceolatus (giant grouper), 1373 nucleotides. It is a transcript of the gene urod, whose product is annotated as uroporphyrinogen decarboxylase. Gene Ontology annotation, cellular component: cytosol. Gene Ontology annotation, molecular function: uroporphyrinogen decarboxylase activity. NCBI's taxonomy places the organism in Eukaryota, Metazoa, Chordata, Actinopteri, Perciformes, Serranidae. Gene Ontology annotation, biological process: heme biosynthetic process. The record is from RefSeq and is a predicted model, not a curated record.